Molecule: messenger RNA, 897 nt
Organism: Telopea speciosissima
Lineage: Eukaryota; Viridiplantae; Streptophyta; Magnoliopsida; Proteales; Proteaceae
Product: probable xyloglucan endotransglucosylase/hydrolase protein
Exons: 5
Biological process (GO): xyloglucan metabolic process; cell wall biogenesis
Molecular function (GO): xyloglucan:xyloglucosyl transferase activity; hydrolase activity, hydrolyzing O-glycosyl compounds
Source: RefSeq, a predicted model, not a curated record
AAAGAAAUUGUCUCUGGUCUGAGAUCUCUGCCUGCUUCCUUGGUCAGUUGGUUGCUUUCUUCGGAGACCUUAUUGGCUGCAGAACCUAAGACUCCUGUAGAUGUGCCAUUUCAGAAGAAUUAUGAGCCUGGUUGGGGUAGUGAUCAUAUCAAGUACAUCAAUGGUGGUUCCCAGGUCCAACUUGUUCUUGACAGAAGCUCUGGAGCUGGAUUUCACUCCAAAGCUUCAUACCUGUUUGGGUAUUUCAGUAUGAGAAUAAAGUUGAUUGGAGGUGACUCUGCUGGGCUUGUUACUACUUUCUAUCUUUCAUCAAAGGCAGAGACUCAAGAUAGAGAUGGUCAUGAUGAGCUGGAUUUUGAGUUCUUGGGGAACAGAACUGGUCAGCCCUUCAUUUUGCAGACCAAUGUCUUCACAGGAGGGAUAGGAGGCAGAGAGGAAAGGAUCAACCUCUGGUUUGAUCCUACCAGGCAUUUUCAUACAUACUCCAUUUUAUGGAACAAGUAUCAGAUUGUCUUCUUCGUGGAUAAUGUGCCUAUAAGGAUAUUCAAGAACAACAAAUAUCUUGGUGUGGGGUACCCCAUCAGUCAACCCCUGAGGAUAUACGCAAGCCUAUGGAAUGGAGAGGGGUGGGCUACCAGAGGAGGAUUGGACAAGGUUGAUUGGACGAAAGCACCCUUUGUAGCAACUUACGCUUCCUUCCAUGUGGACGCCUGUCCUCAAUCAGCAAAAGUAUGCAUCACUCGUGGGAGAAUGUGGUGGGACCAGAUAGCCUACCAUGACUUAGAUGCGCAUCAAUAUAGGAGACUUCGAUGGGUCCGAAAUAAACGCGCCCUUUAUAGCUAUUGCAGGAACCCAAGUAUCCCUCGCGCUCCAGAAUGUGAUAGGAAUAAGGCAUAA